Messenger RNA from Adineta ricciae, 675 nucleotides. NCBI's taxonomy places the organism in Eukaryota, Metazoa, Rotifera, Eurotatoria, Adinetida, Adinetidae. The record is from the annotation of a GenBank genome assembly.
AUGCUACGUAUCCUCGCUUUCAUUGCUGUUGUAGUCAUCGCUACAAAUAGUGUUCAUUCGGAACAAUGUCGAACGGUUAAACAAGGCGCUCACUAUACCUCAUUGAUUCCAUUCCAUGGUCUCAAGUCCGAUGCAGUCAUUUCCACUCGAAUUCGAUUUGAUCGUAAUGCUGCUCGUUAUUUGUUUCCAUCCACUGACGAGAAAGGUCAGCUAUGUACAACAUCAUGGAACAAGUUAUGGGGAGCAUGUCGAUGCGGAUAUUUGACAAGUAAUCAUAAAGAUUCAGAUCGAUUCGUUUUUCGUCGUGCUCAAAGUUGUGUUCGUUUUGCCGGUGGACGUGUCACUGGCGAAGAUACAGACUGUCCAGAAAUCGACGAUAUUGAAAUUGCUGCUUAUGCCUAUGAUAAUGGUCUUAAACCAUUCGAACAUCAAGGUACACUAUUAAAAGAGUUUCAAACAAAAUUACGAGUUGAUGUUUGGUAUAAAAUAACACUUAUCUUCGAUGAAACCAAAACCACGUAUCAAUUAUUUGAUGACAGUGAUCAACUUCUUGAAACUCAAGAAAUUGUUCAUCGUCAAUGCAAAGAUUUCAAACUUGGUAUGAUGCAAGAUCUUUAUUUUGGUGGACAAUGUCCUGCUCCACAAGCUGUUUCUGCUUGUUAUGAAAAAGCGUAG